UUUUGUCAGGAUUCUCUUGCAUGACAACAAGAGACCAGAAACAAAGAAUUAAAAUGGAAGUCCCACUUAUAAUAAAAUAUACAAAACCCAGAGAAUCCUUACUCUCAACUACCUACCAUACCAUUCCAUCUAUAAGGACUAAGCUUCCCAUUGAUUUUGCUUUCUCAUAUUGAAGUCAUCAGCUAGUUAUGGCUAGAACAUCUCAAGACUCUUCCUCCAAGUGGCACUUCCACUGGACCAAAAAGGUUGAAAACGAAGAUGAUGAAGUUCCAAUCUUUAAGUCCUCAAACACCAUUGAAGAAGAAAAAAAGGAAAAUGUUAAGAGCCAUGUUGGAAUGUCAACCCCAAAGAAAAAACUACCAGCAGUAGCAGUUGCUAGGCUCCGAUCGGUUCUUGCAGCCCUUGGUAAGAACCGAUCAAGCCUCCCACUGGGGCUUGGAUCCCGAGUUGUAGGUACCCUUUUUGGAUAUCGCCGUGGUCAUGUCCAUUUUGCAUUUCAAAAGGAUCCCAAUUCACCUCCGGCUUUCCUUAUUGAACUUGCUACACCAAUAAGUGGAUUGGUUAGAGAGAUGGCAUCUGGGUUAGUCAGAAUUGCCUUGGAAUGUGACAAAGAGAAAGAAGAGGAAAAGAAAGCUGUGAGAUUGCAGGAAGAACCAAUGUGGAGGACUUAUUGCAAUGGUAAGAAAUGUGGUUUUGCUACUAGGAAGGAAUGUGGGCCUAAAGAAUGGAAGUUAAUGAAAGCUGUAGAGCCAAUUUCAAUGGGUGCAGGGGUUUUGCCAGGGUGUGCAACUGAGGCUGGAGCUGAUGGUGAACUCAUGUAUAUGAGAGCUAAAUUUGAGAGAAUUGUGGGCUCUAGAGAUUCUGAGGCUUUCUACAUGAUGAAUCCUGAUAGCAAUGGAGCUCCUGAGCUCAGUAUCUAUCUACUUAGAGUCUAAAGUCCAGUCAUUUAUAUUUCCUUUUUUUGUUUUUUCCUUAAGGUAAGCUAGUGAUACUUGUUUAGUUCUUGGGCAUGAAAA
Messenger RNA from Populus nigra (black poplar), 1016 nucleotides. Its product is annotated as protein MIZU-KUSSEI 1-like. Bases 189 to 935 code for a protein of 248 amino acids. The transcript has a single exon. The record is from RefSeq and is a predicted model, not a curated record. Gene Ontology annotation, biological process: hydrotropism. NCBI's taxonomy places the organism in Eukaryota, Viridiplantae, Streptophyta, Magnoliopsida, Malpighiales, Salicaceae.